Molecule: messenger RNA, 501 nt
Organism: Patiria miniata (bat star)
Lineage: Eukaryota; Metazoa; Echinodermata; Asteroidea; Valvatida; Asterinidae
Product: putative proline-rich protein 21
Exons: 1
Coding region: 1-501 (166 amino acids)
Source: RefSeq, a predicted model, not a curated record
AUGGUUCAGCACCCAUGGUUCAGCACCCAUGGUUCAGCACCCAUGGUUCAGCACCCAUGGUUCAGCACCCAUGGUUCAGCACCCAUGGUUCAGCACCCAUGGUUCAGCACCCAUGGUUCAGCACCCAUGGUUCAGCACCCAUGGUUCAGCACCCAUGGUUCAGCACCCAUGGUUCAGCACCCAUGGUUCAGCACCCAUGGUUCAGCACCCAUGGUUCAGCACCCAUGGUUCAGCACCCAUGGUUCAGCACCCAUGGUUCAGCACCCAUGGUUCAGCACCCAUGGUUCAGCACCCAUGGUUCAGCACCCAUGGUUCAGCACCCAUGGUUCAGCACCCAUGGUUCAGCACCCAUGGUUCAGCACCCAUGGUUCAGCACCCAUGGUUCAGCACCCAUGGUUCAGCACCCAUGGUUCAGCACCCAUGGUUCAGCACCCAUGGUUCAGCACCCAUGGUUCAGCACCCAUGGUUCAGCACUGGAAUGUCUGGUUUACAAGGGUGUGA